CGCGGGGCGGCGGCGGCGGCCGAGGGUGGGCGGCGGGGAAGGGCGCGGCGCGGCGCGGCGAUGGAGGAGCCCCUCUGCUGCUGCGAGUACGUGGACCGGCGGGGCCAGAGGAACCACCUGGCGGCGUGCUGCUGCGACUGCGAGGACCUGGACGAGGGCUGCGAGAGGUGGCUGACGUGCAGGUCCCUGCCGCCCGGAGCCCUGGGGAGAAUUGCCGACACCGUGGCGGACCGAGUGCGGGUGCCCUGGUUCGCAGGGGCCGUGAAGAUCAAUGUCAGCCUUGUGCCGCCUCUCCUCCUGCUGCCCGUCUUCCUCCACGUUGCUGCCCUGCACUUCCUGCUGGGGCUGGUCAUCUUGACGUCCCUGCCCGUCGUGGUGCUGUGGUAUUACUACCUCACCCACAGGAGGAAGGAGCGGACUCUCUUCUUCUUGAGCCUGGGGCUCUUCUCCUUGGGGUACAUGUACUAUGUGUUUCUCCAGGAGGUGGUUCCACGAGGCCACGUGGAGUAUUCCCAAGUGGUUGCUCUCACGUGCGGGUUAAUUCUUAUGCUUGCAGCCCUGUCUCGAGCCAAGACAGACCCUGGCUACCUUCCCGUCCCAGCAAGCGGCGAGAAGUCAUUGCACCAGGGUUUGCCUAGCAAGAGUGUUAGAGGGAGCUCCAAUGGGCUCCAUGCGUCAGGAGCUGCCAGCGGCCGUGCUGUGAAUGGCGAGGCUCAGGGCUAUGCCCGGGUGUCCGCUGAGGAGCCAGAAGGUGUGAAAAAGGACUGGUGUGCUAGAUGCCAGCUGGUCAGGCCAGCCCGAGCGGGGCACUGCCGGCUUUGUGGCAGGUGUGUAAGGAGGCUGGACCACCACUGUGUCUGGAUUAACAGCUGUGUAGGGGAGCGGAACCACCAAGCGUUCAUCCUUGCCCUCUCCUUCUUCAUGCUUACCUCUGUGUAUGGGAUUACGCUGACCCUCCACACCGUUUGUGGGGGCCGAACUCCAUUUGUGGCAUUGUUCUACUGCCCCGGGGCCUAUUCUGACUACAGCUCUGCUCUGUCGUUCACCUGUGUGUGGUACUGUGCCAUUGUAACAGCUGGCAUGGGAUACAUCCUCCUUAUCCAGCUGUUGAACAUCAGCUACAACGUGACCGAGAGGGAAGCUCGGCUGGCUCUGCGGGACAACACUGGGCGCAGGCUCCUGGGUGGGUUGGUGAUAGACACUGGCCAGUAUAAUAGGGGGUUCCUAUGCAACUGGGGGCAUUUCUUGAGCCUGGGGUCUUCUUCUCCACAGCGCUCUGCUGAAGACAUUGUGUGACCCCCCCCUCUUUCUGCAGAUGAUGUUGACUGACUUUCUUUAGCAGGGGAAUGGCCCCUCCUACUGUGACUCCCUCUUCCCAUACUCUUCUUCAUGGUUGGUGUAUGGGCUGUGUAUCCCGUCACUGACAACAUCAGAGGCUUUCCCAGGCAGAACAGCUCUUCACGUGCUGCCAGCCAGCAAUAGGAUGCAGAAAGCAGUAAGCCAUAUGCACAAAUCCGAAGAGGAGGAGCCUGCUGCCUUUUUUCCGCUGUGGGGAACUUUGUGCAGCUCGGCUUAUCAGGAAGAAGAGCACAAGGUUUUGAGAACUUGAGUUUUCAUUAUGUGUGAACCCUGACAUCAAGAGGAACCAGCGCUGGACUUCAGAGUGUGCACUGAUUCCUGCAAAGGUUAAGGAAUCCCUGGCUCAUACCUACAUGCAACAUUUCAGAGAUGUCAGGAGGUGAACUUUUGAUAAAGAUGAGAGAUGGAACACUGCAGAAGCGAGGUUCUUUGGCUAAAAGAGACUCUAGGCAGGCGCCGAGCAGCUCCCUCCUCUCUGGGGCGUUUUUAUCUUUAUUAUCUAUCUUCUAUUCCAUCCAGCUGUAUACUUGCUUGUAUUAAGUGCCUUUGUGAGCAACAUUUCUGUAGGGCUUUAUAAGAUUCCUUCACCUCUUGAUCCCUGAAGCUGUUAUUCCAUCCAUGUCUGUCCAACUGGGUGAGAAGACGCUGUCAUCUUCGAUCUCAUCGUUCUUUCUGCUGGGUCUGUGUUGGUUUGAAGGCUUGGCUCAUCUCCAUCGAAGUGUUUCUGCACUGAUUAUGGAUUAUGACAUGAGACAGCAGGUAAAUACACAAAGUGAAAAAGAGAUGUUUUGAAGCAACAUGUAGCAGUGGAUUCUAAGGGAAAAAUAAGUGCAGUCUGGUGUUACAGCAGCUUUAUGGAAAGUAUCUUUCUCCCUUCCUCUGUGAGGAGAAGGGAGUCUGCAGGAGAGUAGACAAUUCUAACAGCAUUUUUGGUUGGUAGCAUCUUGGUCGGUUGUGUUACUAAUAACAUAGUGAUCCUGUCUCCGCUCAACCAAGUCACUGUGGAGCUGCCUGACUGCAGAUCUAUUUUCUCAAGCGAGGAAGUCAAGGAACAGUUCAGCCUCUGCUUUUCCAGGGAUAGAGUGUGUUGGAGCUGGUUUUUGGGGUAGAUGACUUGCACUGGUAGGUGAAUGAAUGUGUUAAAUGUGCUCUGCAGGAAUGCCAUUUGUUCCUCGUCAGCCUGCAACUGUAUUAUUGCCCGGACUUGAGCUUUAGCUGAAAUAACAAGGUUUUGGUGGUGAUUAGGUUUUGGGGGUUUUGGGGGUUUUAUUUUUUGUUGUUGCUUUUUGUUCUAAACUCUUUGUAUAUGUUGUUGGCCCUGCUGUUGUAUGAAAUAUCUGGCUGGAAAAGACUGGGGCCACAGCACAAGAGUUACAGGCCUAAGAUGCAGAAGCAGAGGGAAGAGCCUUGCCCUUGCUCCUGAUGUUUUAGGUGUGUGUGCAGCAUGCACAAAUCAUACCUCCCCUGAUUCCCCUUGCACGGCAGGCAGCUGAGCGUUGUUGGCUGAGUGAUGGAAAUUCACUGUGCACUGCUGUGCAUUAUCUCUGAAGAAUGGAUGGGUGGUGCGUGGUGCCAAACGGCAGCAGGGUUGGGAGUGUCCCUACAGAUCCCUGCUGUAUUGCUCCUGAUUCCGUGUCCCAAUUUCAGGUGAAACCCAUGUCCCUCUUUGUACUGUUUGGUUUCCUUAAGCAGCACUUUCUAUAACCAGCAGAUAAUUGAGGAGCAGCUGCACUUGAAAUGAGGCUGUGUAGAAAGACUUGCUGACUUACUGAGUGUCCCUUAUUUCCCCUUACCCCUUUUUCACCUAGUGAGCAAUCCUUUAUAAGCAAGUAAAGGGGACACCUCUCUUGCUUCCUGCAUCUAACUGAACACACUAAGAUGUUUCUGACCACUUCCCUGGCCCUCAUGUGAAGAAAAAGGCACCAGCUCUACUGUGCUAAGUGUUCCUCUGUGACCUUCUGACUGUGUGGAGCUUGGAGCCAGCCCGUAGGAGUUUAAAUUCAUACAAAGACCUUGUCUUCACAUGAGUUGUCUGUAAAUGCUUCCACGGCACAUACACAUUUUGUGAUGCCUGCUGAGAUGAACCAGAGCUUGGCAACCCUGGAGACAAGGAUGCUGUGGGCUGGCAGGUCUGUCGUCCUCUCAGAUCUCAUCCUGCUGGCACUUGGGAAGAUUAAGGCAGAAUCUGUUGGGCUGAACAAACACCUGCAGUAGAGGUAGCCAACCCUCUGUCCCUGUGAGCUACACGUGCAGAAAUCAGUCAUACACCCAUGAGCUGAAUGAGCUCUGGGAGCAUUUACGGGUUUGAAAUCAGUGGUUUCUCUGGGCUGGGAGAAGGAGCAGAUUGCUUCCCUGGCAGCUCCUGAACAGUGUGCUCACUUUCUCCCACAGGCAGAGACCAGUUACUACUUUGCAGCCUGUCUGUCAGUGUAGGCUUGUCCCUUGUCUGUUAGUGAGCUCUGGCAUGGGGAUUUCAUUUGUACUGUUUACACUGAGACUCACUCAGUGGUGUUCUCCCAGGCAGCGUGGGCUUUGCAGUGCAGUUCAGGGACAAAGGACCUUGGACUAACAUAACCAUUCCACACCCUUUGUCAAGACUGCCCUAGUACAGUGGGGAGAAAUCCUAAAGUAAAUUUGAUUUAUUUUUGCACUUGUUCCAGAAGGAACUGGAACCAUUCAGGACACUAAAAGUGUUGCAAGGCUGGAUUAUAUGUUUUUAGGAGGAGAAUGCAGUGCUAACUCCCUACUGAACAGGAAGUUCAGUGGCUGUAAUCUGCAUAGCAAUGGUGACUUUCUCUUUAAGGACAUGGCUUCUGUUCACAGUCCUGGCUUCUUCCGGAGAGAAUUUACCUUGUGAAUGCCUUGGGAUAUAGGAAACAGAAAGUAACAGGAUAUCUAAAAGGCAUCUAGAAGGGCAGGCGAGCUUCAGAGGCAUACUUUAGAGCUCUCCUUUUAAUAGCUCUGAGAAUUAGCAAGAAGCCUUUUGAAGGGUAACACUCCCCUUUGCACUUAUACAAGGGCAGACUGUUGUGAUCUCUUGUGCACUCAAGGCCAGUUUCUUUUCUGGGUAUGUUCUUGUUGAGCUUGUUACUGACCACACUGGUAGAAACACAUUAAAACCUGGGCAUAAAGAGUCAGUCUUCAGGCUCACUGUGUUAGCAGCUGCCUGGAUCCAUGCUGCCUGGUGUCGAAGCAGGCUGCAUUUGACAGAUGACUUGUGGGUUGCGUGUGUGGCCUUGAGGAAAGGACCAGUGUCUCACCUGUAAAACUGUAUGCAUGUAGCUGUCAGUAGAGAAAGUCUUCCGUCUGUAAGGAGAGGGCCCAGAGAUGGUCAGAAGUAGGGAAGGAUUUUGGUAAUAGCUAGCCUUGUUUCUCCACCCAGACUUGGAGAUUAGUUUACCCUACUUUAACCAUGACCUUUUAAAAAGCAUUUGUUGCUUCACAAAUAGUGUGGAUUUCUGCAGACCAGGGCAACUCUUCAGGAGCCAGGGUUCCGCUGUUGCCACUGUUGUAGUGUUAAACCCUCCAUGUCCAAAUGCCAGUAUCUUACUCUUUGGUGACUAAUACUAAGAACUGUGCACCAUUAGAUACACCCUGUAAAUGAUGGCUUGGCACUCUUUAACUGUCUUCUUACAUUGUGCUUUUUUGUAGGCAAGUCAUAGGUCCCCACGUCGACUGUUUCUCCAUUUAACUUGUCCUCGAAUGACAAAAGUCACUGGUGAGCCUGAGUUGUGCUGCUUGUGACUCCUAAUCACAUUCAGCCUUCAUGCUAAGAUGGUGCUUUUUUUUUUUUUUUAUCCCUUCAAAUUAGGUUGCUUUCAAGUGUCUUAAUGAAACCAUUUGCUGUAAAAUUUCUUCUGAAGAUAAAAUGGAUACUGCCUCACUGCCUAAUGUCUUAAUAAUGUGCUCGGGUUAUUUUUUUUCUUCUAUAUGAAUAUAUAUUGCCUCAUUAGAGCAGGAAGUGUGUGUGAUUAUGGAUGUGUUUCCCCGUAUUGCUUGCAGUGAAGAACGUUACAGUUUCCCAGGAUUUUCCUGUGCUGCUAGAAUGUUUGUACAGCAAAAAUCUUUCUGUGGAUAGGUGAGGUUCUUUCUGAAAUGUGGGAAUUCAGCCUCCCAAGAUCUUAAUUUUAUGGAACUCUAAUGAUAACAUGAAGAAUGCUGGGCUCUGGAAGAACUGUCUACCUUGGAGAGUGGGGUAUUUCAUUUUGGUUUGGUUUGGUUUUUUUUCCACUCUAAGUUUUAGUAAGAAACUUUGUGAAACAUACUUGUGAGCUUUGUUGGGAGGACUGGUGUGUGUGUGUGUGUGUGUUUGUGUCCAUUUUGUGUCGUGUUCAGUGUUUCCAAAUGCAGUUAUGAAUCAAAAUAAAUUACUGGAAAUGA
Messenger RNA from Strigops habroptila (Kakapo), 5739 nucleotides. It is a transcript of the gene ZDHHC23, whose product is annotated as zinc finger DHHC-type palmitoyltransferase 23. Gene Ontology annotation, molecular function: protein-cysteine S-palmitoyltransferase activity. The transcript is spliced from 4 exons. Gene Ontology annotation, cellular component: Golgi apparatus; endoplasmic reticulum. The coding region runs from base 61 to 1296 and encodes 411 amino acids. The record is from RefSeq and is a predicted model, not a curated record. Gene Ontology annotation, biological process: protein targeting to membrane; peptidyl-L-cysteine S-palmitoylation. Lineage: Eukaryota; Metazoa; Chordata; Aves; Psittaciformes; Psittacidae.